GUUGCCAGCUGGGCAAAAAAUUCCAAGUUGUGAUGUCUUGUUAUCCUUAAUUGCAAGGACCUAAAUGAUUUUUGUGAUAUGUCUGAUAAUAAUGAUACGAGACUUCCGGCCCGGCCUAGCGAUCCGCCGCUGUGUUCGAAGGUGUCGCAAGACCAAAGUCAAAUCGCCACGUCAACGCUCCAGUCCCCCGUCUCCAGUGUCUUCGACUCGCUGCUGUCCCAGCCUGAAUCCCGGGAGCAACCCCAGGAGCAGCCACAGCCAGCGAACCAGCAACGCCAUCAGCAGCAACAGCAGCAAUGGCCUUCCCGGACAAGCAUGGACCCAAGUCAAGCUCUGGUUGGCACGUUGGCGAGUGGUGGUAAUUCUGCCGAUGCUUUAACGCAGCCCACUAAUAAUAUCACUGGCAGUGGCUCAAUGACAACACCGCAGGCCCAUGGGUUCACUGGUUCCUGGAUGACAGGGAUGUUGCAACAACAGCAGCAGCCGCAACAACAGCAGCAGCCGCAACAACAGCAGCAGCAGCAACAACCUCCUCUACCGCCAGCAAGGACUGGCAGCAGUCUACACCAGUCACAAUAUGGUAACACGCCAACAGCAUCCUCCCUCAGUGGACCGAGUGGCGCAGCAGUAUACUCUGAUAUGAGAUCGCCGUACGCUCGCCCUGGCAGCAGACCUGUGCAGCAAGGUCACACAUCUUACUCUGGAUCUCCGGUGAAGGCACUGUCUGGACAACAGAAUAGUCAGACCGAUGGGUUCACUGGUUCCUGGAAGGCAGGGAUGCUGCAACAACAGCAGCAGCCGCAACAACCUCCUCUACCGCCAGCAAAGACUGGCAGCAGUCUACACCAGUCACAAUAUGGUAACACGCCAACAGCAUCCUCCCUCAGUGGACCGAGUGGCGCAGCAGUACACUCUGAUAUGAGAUCACCGUACGCUCGCCCUGGCAGCAGACCUGUGCAGCAAGGUCACACAUCUUACUCUGGAUCUUCGGUGAAGGCAAUCUCUGGACAACAGAGCAGUCAGACCGAUGGGUUCACUGGUUCCUGGAAGGCAGGGAUGCUGCAACAACAGCAGCAGCCGCAACAACCUCCUCUACCGCCAGCAAAGACUGGCAGCAGUCUACACCAGUCACAAUAUGGUAACACGCCAACAGCAUCCUCCCUCAGUGGACCGAGUGGCGCAGCAGUACACUCUGAUAUGAGAUCACCGUACGCUCGCCCUGGCAGCAGACCUGUGCAGCAAGGUCACACAUCUUACUCUGGAUCUUCGGUGAAGGCAAUCUCUGGACAACAGAGCAGUCAGACCGAUGGGUUCACUGGUUCCUGGAAGGCAGGGAUGCUGCAACAACAGCAGCAGCCGCAACAACCUCCUCUACCGCCAGCAAAGACUGGCAGCAGUCUACACCAGUCACAAUAUGGUAACACGCCAACAGCAUCCUCCCUCAGUGGACCGAGUGGCGCAGCAGUACACUCUGAUAUGAGAUCACCGUACGCUCGCCCUGGCAGCAGACCUGUGCAGCAAGGUCACACAUCUUACUCUGGAUCUUCGGUGAAGGCAAUCUCUGGACAACAGAGCAGUCAGACCGAUGGGUUCACUGGUUCCUGGAAGGCAGGGAUGCUGCAACAACAGCAGCAGCCGCAACAACCUCCUCUACCGCCAGCAAAGACUGGCAGCAGUCUACACCAGUCACAAUAUGGUAACACGCCAACAGCAUCCUCCCUUAGUGGACCGAGUGGCGCAGCAGUAUACUCUGAUAUGAGAUCACCGUUCGCUCGCCCUGGCAGCAGACCUGUGCAGCAAGGUCGCACAUCUUACUCUGGAUCUUCGGUGAAGGCAAUCUCUGGACAACAGAAUAGUCAGACCGAUGGGUUCACUGGUUCCUGGAAGGCAGGGAUGCUGCAACAACAGCAGCAGCCGCAACAACCUCCUCUACCGCCAGCAAAGACUGGCAGCAGUCUACACCAGUCACAAUAUGGUAACACGCCAACAGCAUCCUCCCUCAGUGGACCGAGUGGCGCAGCAGUAUACUCUGAUAUGAGAUCACCGUUCGCUCGCCCUGGCAGCAGACCUGUGCAGCAAGGUCGCACAUCUUACUCUGGAUCUUCGGUGAAGGCAAUCUCUGGACAACAGAAUAGUGCUUCACUGAAUGCAGCAGGUUUUGAAAUUAUGGAUCAAGACUGGCUGGAUAGCGAAGAAGUGACUGAAUUAUUAAACGACCUGGAACGUAAAGAGCCGCAGAUACAGGCUGCCAAAGUGAACCAGAGAGCAGACAUCGACAAGCAAACGUUUUCAAAGCCACUGAAGGAAAGAGCGCAACACAAAGCAGCUCAUGAGAAAAAGAAAAAGGAGCAACUCACCCAGAUGUUUGGUGACGACAUGCUACCGGAAAUGGGUGCCACUGGCACUCUCUACUCCGGCGACACAGCACAGUCUGAUCCGGGCAGCACAGGAAUGGCUCAGAUGAGAGCAGCUGAUCUAUCGGCGACAGCAGAUACAGGCCUGCCAUCGCAAGCAUCGGAUUCACUGAAUGCAGUAGAUUUAGAAUUUCUUCUCAACACGGAACAAGACUACCCGCUGGACGAAUACCAGGAGGCUGAUGAAAUGUGGGAGGCGUUGAAACGUGAAGUACGGGCUGCCAACGUGUACCAGAGAGCAGACAGUGACGUGGAUCGCAAGCAAUCGCAAUCAUCGGCUUCCAGCAUUCUGGGUUUUGGCGAUAUUCCGCUGGGCCUUAACAACAACAGCGCUACAGCAGAAAGUGGAGUAGCAUCACAGAGUCCGCCGCCGCAGUCUGGUGAUCCGCCAGCGCAGUCGCAAGCGUCGCUAGUCCCAAGUCCAAUCACCACGUCUACCGGUUCCAGUCUCUUGGGCUCGCAAGCAUCACAUGUAUUGCGGGAGCAACCCCAAGAGCAGCCACAGCCAGCGCCCCAGCAACGCCAUCAGCGGCAACAGCAGCAACGGACUUUCCGGGAAAUAGUUAGCGCCAUUCAAGUUCUGCUUGGCAUCUUUGGGACCGGUGGCACUUCUGCUGGUGCUUUCACACAGUCCGCUAAAGAUAUCACUGGUCGUGGCUCAAUGACAACACCACAGCAGCAGCAGCCGCAACAACAGCAGCAGCCGCAACAACAUCAACCGUCACAACAGCAGCAGCCGCCACAACAGCAGCAGCCGCCACAACAGCAGCCGCCACAACAGCAGCAGCCGUGGCAACCUCCCUUACCGCCGGCAGCGAUUAGCAGUAAUCUGUACCAGUCGCAGUAUGGUAACACGCCAACGGCAUCCUCCGCCAGUGGAUCGAGUGGCGCAGCAGUUUACGCUGAUACAAGCUCUUCGUACUAUCAUCUUGGCAACAGACCGGUGCAGCAAGGUCACACAUCAUACUCUGGAUCUUCAGUGAAGGCACUGUCGGAACACCAGAGCAGUAAAGCUUCAGCUGCUAGUGCCGCCCCUGAUACUGCUGCUCGAAGGUGCUGCGUUGCUCACUGCAACGUCUGCAAUAGUUGUUUCCUCUCCUUCAAGGCAAACUACAUGCAUUCCUGCAACAACAAGUAGAGAAUGAGGAAAAAGCAAAUGAUCUAGGGCUGAGCGUGAAGCGGUGUAAGGAAGAGAAGGCCAAGAACCGGGGAAUUAGCUCUGCCUCUGUUGGGUCUGAUCUAGGAUUUAGCUCUGCCUCUGUUGGGUCUGAUCAGGGUAUUAGCUCAGCCUCUGGUGGGGUUGAUCAGGGAAUUAGCUCUGCCUCUGGCGGAAAUGAUCAUUUUGAGGACUCCCACGACGAUGACCGUUCCGGCGGUGGACAGGGUGCGGGAAUACAACGAUAUGAAUGCAAUGACUUCGAGGUACGUGCCAUGACAGUGUGUCUGCUGGCAUCGUGAGUCGGUCUCACCGACAGGCUGCUGUGCCUCAGACUGAGUAAGAACAUCUGGGCUCCUGGCUGCAGAUGCGCGGGCAUGAUGUGAAUGUCGAUACUAUGAACAAGAUGGGCUCAUUGAGUUGUCGACUACAUUACAUUCUCAGCGGUUCUCAAAAUCGCGUGCAGCAAUACUGGGAGAAUGCUGUUCAAUGGCCUACAGACUUAGUCAAGACUCAGCACCAUCGAGUUUGUCACAUUCUCUCACUAAGGCACCUUCAAAGUAUAAUGCGAGAAGUUUGGACCUUUAAAUCUCUGCACUUUCAGACUUGAUUUUUGUGAUGUGUUUUGUCCAGUGUUUGUCCAGUGUUUUGUCCAGUGUUUCUCCAGUGUUUUGUCCAGUGUUUUGUCCAGUGCGUGUGUGCUCCAGCGAUACUUGUUCCCAAAGCUGGCAUCUUCCUAUUGCUGCUGCUGCUAUCAAGAAAUGUGCCCUGUAAAUAUUUCUUCAUAUUUCACUCCUCAUGCUAGGGCUAUAUGGGCUGUUUGUAUUUGACUCCUUUUUAGGGAUCAAAAGACAUGGUUUGGGUUGUCUUGACAACAAUCUAGUAUUGUGAAGUUCGCACUUCCGCGUUACCA
This is a messenger RNA of Sycon ciliatum, 4483 nucleotides long. Its product is annotated as mushroom body large-type Kenyon cell-specific protein 1-like. The transcript has 17 exons. Bases 79 to 3552 code for a protein of 1157 amino acids. NCBI's taxonomy places the organism in Eukaryota, Metazoa, Porifera, Calcarea, Leucosolenida, Sycettidae. The record is from RefSeq and is a predicted model, not a curated record.